AGACCAUACAGUAUCUUAAUUAUGUCAUUAAUUAAUGAAAUUAAGCAUACUGUUUUACUAGCAAGGAGCCGAAAUUACGAAAAUAACCCCACGAUUAAAUGACAGACAGAGAAGUUUCACACGUUGGAUAAUUUUCCCUUUUUUCUCGUCUGUUACGAUACCGUUCACGGGUCUGGUCACUAACCCAAAACCUCCCCUCUCCGAUUCAACUGAAAUUCCGAUUCCGUCACCGGAGUUCAUUUCCACGACGUCAUCUCCGGCGUCAGCCGACGCAUUUCAUGUUCCAAACUCCAUAGUUGAUUGUUUAUUCUACGGUUUGGCUUCUUCUCUUGUCGACGGCGUGUUUACUGACCUCCCGCUGAAAACUGGACGCCAUAGAUUUUCUAGGGUUUCAUGUUCUGUGAGGUUCAAAAUCAUACUCAUACAGAGACUUUCAUGUCUUCCGAAUGGAGAUUGCCGCUGCUGCCACCAUUGCCUUGUGGUCCCAACCCUUUCCGAUAGCUGCGAUUGUUACUUUUCUUUGCUUUCUUCUCGCUCUUUUCGCCGCCGUUCGAUUGGUUUCUGUUCCUUUUAUUAGGAGGACGAAAGCGCUUCAAUCGGAGGGCCUGGGUACGAGGAAUUGUAAUUGUACCUGUUCGCUUAACGGUGGUGUGGUUAUUGGGGGUUUGGACCCCAGGGCUGAGGUAACUUCUUCGACCUGUACGACUAUGCCUUAUUUGAACGGUCGUGUAGUGGAAGUGUUGGAGAAGACGCCGAUGGUUGUGACGGAGCGGCAGACAGGCGCCUCGAUGAUGGAACAGUUGGUGCCGGAGAUUACUACGCACGCUCUUAGUUACUUGGAUUACCCCAGCCUGUGCCGUUUGUCCAUGACGAAUUCGUUGAUGCGCAAGGCCGCGAAUGAUGAUAAUGCCUGGAAAGCGCUUUAUCAUAAGGACUUCUCACUGGAACAGGAUACUGUGACUCCAAUUAACGGGUGGAAGGCGUACUAUGCUGCAACAAGAACAAUUAUGAACAUCAAUGCCCAAUUCUGUAGCAUCAUCAGAGAGAGGUCCCUUCAAGCGAUGAGUCAUUUUUGGUUAAAUGCAGAUUAUGUGAAGUGUAUUCAUGCCUCAGGAGAAUUCUUUUCCGGGUAUAACGCAGUAAUUCAAAGUUGGCAGGUUGCAUUUAAUUGGGAAGAAGGGAUUAAUUUUCAGGUCCGCGACGUACGGGCUCGUGUCCUAACAGACAUGGCUUGGGUUAGCAUGAAAACCUAUGUCGACAUGGAUACAGGGCCAUUCAAUGUGACUAACGUCUAUGAGUACCAUAACGGUCGAUGGUACAUGGUGCAUCAUCACAGCUCAGUGAUGCUUAUUGUUGGGGAUGUGGAAGAACAAAUGGUUCAUGGGUAACAGAGCAAAGAUAGAAGAGAAGAAAACCAUGAAAAUAUAGAAUUACUAGGUCAAAGAUAGGUGAUGUCUGGUAGCAGAAGCAAGAUUACUUCUUAACAGCACCACCAGAAUCAACUGUUCGAACCUCAGUUUUGCUUGAGCUAUGUUGAUUGCUGCGCCCUUUUUCUUUCAAUGUUCUGGUCCCUAAUUCUUUUGUUGGUUCAGAGGUUUCAGGAAUGGAAUUCAAUCCUGGGAAUGAGGUAUAUGAUGAGUUUUAGAAGUAUUUUUGGUUGGUUUGGUUCAUGCUCAAAUGGCUGCUGCAUGUGUUUAAACCAAUGAAGGAUCAUCCCCAUUAUCUGUACUUUAAUUUCUUGAUCGAUUGACUGCUACACUUCGACAGGUAGAUGACUUGUUCAAUAACUUAUGUGUAAAGAAGAAAGGAUAAGCAACUUUGGAUGAGACUCUAUUGCAAAUGUGUAAGAUUUUCUAUUCAGAAACGCCCAAUGUUAAAGCAUGAUGGGGG
Molecule: messenger RNA, 1890 nt
Organism: Cucurbita maxima (winter squash)
Lineage: Eukaryota; Viridiplantae; Streptophyta; Magnoliopsida; Cucurbitales; Cucurbitaceae
Product: F-box protein SKIP8-like
Exons: 3
Coding region: 447-1388 (313 amino acids)
Molecular function (GO): protein binding
Source: RefSeq, a predicted model, not a curated record